CGGCGUUUUAUGUCCCCUAAUUUUCAGAUAAAGACCGUUAGGUGUAGUUUGACAAGUAAACUCGAUUCAACAACGAUCAAAACCCAAUUCUUUUAGAUUUGAUACCAUAGAAUUUUGUUCCCUGAAUCCCGCGUGAUAAAAAUGUUGAAUUUCCCAGAGCUGUGGAUAUGAAAGAAAAGAAAACAAUCUCUCCACUUAGGCGCAUUUUAGUGAAUUGUACGGCACAGGCGAAUGAAUACGGGGCCUGUGUUGCAGCAAAAGUUCCUGAAGUUGAACGUGAUAUGUGUUUGAAAGAAUUUCUUGCACUAAAGACUUGCAUGCAGAAUACGCUCCGGGGAAAGGUGUAAUAUUUGGAGCUUUGGGUUUGCAGUUUGUAUGAUAAGGCUAAAAGUACAAGAUAACCUUAGAAAGAUGGCCUGGAAAGCUUCAAGUUCGCAAGCUAGUGUUGGUGGUCUGGGAUCUGGUGCUCUAUCACAUGUUUUCAUACAAUAUCCCCCUCUCCGUUGCAACAUUCCUGGAUCAAGAGGUUUCUAUUAUGAUGAUGGAAAUAAAUUACUCAUCUCUCCUACAUCUGACCAGAUCUUUUCGUGGAAAACUGCUCCAUUUUCUCCUCUUGCCCCUAUCACUGAUUCGAUAACUGAAGGGCCUAUCUGUUCCGUCCGGUUUUCUCUAGAUGAAAAGAUUAUAGCAGUCCAACGGUCCAAUAUUUCUAUACAAUUUUGGCAUAGAGAAACAGGGGAAACUUUCACUCACAGGUGCAAAUCCGAGUCAGAGAGUAUACUGGGGUUCUUCUGGACAGAUUGUCCAUCAUGUGAUAUUGUAAUUGUGAAGACCAGUGGGUUGGACUUGUUUGCUUAUGAUUCUGCCUCGAAGUCACUUAUCUUGGUUGAGACAAAGAAAUUGGCUGUUAGUUGGUAUGUCUACACACAUGAGAGCAGAUUGAUUCUCCUUGCUUCAGGAAUGCAGUGUAAGACGUUCCAUGGAUUUCAGCUUUCAUCUGCUGGGAUUAUUCGAUUACCAAAGUUUGAGAUGGUAAUGGCUAAACCUGAAGCUAAUAGUAAGCCUGUCCUUGCUUCUGAAGAUGUCUAUAUUGUCACUGUUUAUGGGAGAAUUUACUGCUUGCAAGUUGAUAGAGUUGCAAUGGUACUGCAUUCAUAUCGGUUUUACCGUGAUGCUAUUAUCCAACAGGGUUCAUUACCAAUUUACUCGAGCAAGGUUGCUGUGAGUGUGGUUGAUAAUGUACUACUUGUGCACCAAGUAGAUGCAAAAGUUGUUAUACUCUAUGACAUAUUUGCAGAUUCUCGAGCUCCCAUAUCUGCCCCACUUCCUGUACUAUUGAGGGGUUUUCAAAGGUCCGAUAUUUCUAAUUCUCGACCUAGCACCAAGGAAAGUGAAAGUUCAGAGGCCUCUGAUUCAAAUGAUAAUGAAGCAAUUAUUUAUGGAGCUGACUGGACCUUUUUGGUUCCUGACCUUAUAUGUGAUGUAGCUAAUAAGCUUUUAUGGAAGGUCCACUUAGACUUGGAGGCAAUUUCUGCUAGUUCCUCUGAAGUUCCAUCGGUAUUGGAAUUCUUGCAAAGACGAAAGUUGGAAGCCAACAAGGCUAAACAACUAUGUUUGGCAAUUAUGCAAACAAUGAUUCUAGAACGCAGACCUAUCACCAUGGUUGCCAAGGCAAUGGAUGUAUUAGUCACCUCGUAUUCGCUCUCUCUUAAAACUGGCAGUUAUUUCAAGGGAAUAAAGACUGAGAGGACCCCCUCGAGUGUGCCAAAUGUGAGUGGCCCAGGGCAAGCCACAGAUGUAUUCACCAGCAGAACCGAUGGAAAAUCUGUCCAACAUGAACCUUCUACCGGAGUCAACAGUGUAUCUUUUAGUAGACCUUCAACUUAUUCGUCUUCAGAGACGGAGGAUAAUUGUAUCUUUGAACCAUCGAAAAUCAGCUCAAAUGAUACUCAGUUUGUUGGUGGCAAAGUGGAUGCAAGUGCUGACAGUUCUACCACUGAUAAUCCAUUAAAUGCUAGUGUUUCUGAGCAGCAGGAGUCUCAGCUCACUUCACCUGCAAUUUCACCCGAUGAGAUGUACAGAUCUGUCUUUGCUCCUAUUGAGGAAGAGAUGACUGUGGAGCCUUCUUAUCUGGUUGCCAUCAUUCUUGAGUUUUUUCGAUGUGCCAACUUAGAAAGGGUCAAAGUGCAUCCAAGCCUAUAUGUGUUAACUAUUCAAUUAUUGGCCCGUAGUGAGCAAUAUGCAGAACUUAGUUUGUUCAUCAUAAACAAGGUUAUUGAGCCCUCAAAAGAAGUUGCUCUACAGCUGCUAGAAUCAGGUCGUCAAAGUUUGCAAAUUAGGAAGCUGGGUUCGGAUAUGCUGAGACAGCUUUCUUUGAAUCAUGAUUAUGUGUUGUUAUUAGUGCAAGAUGGAUAUUAUCUUGAAGCUUUACGUUAUGCACGGAAGCAUAAGGUCACUACUAUCCGGCCGUCAUUAUUUCUUGAAGCAGCAUUUACCUCCAAUGACUCGCAACAUCUGGCCGCGGUUUUGAGAUUCUUUUCAGAUUUCAUUCCUGGCUUCCGAAGCACCUCGGAUUUCUUUACGUACUACAACGUUCUCAAUGAGAUGAGCUCUUCAGUAACUGCUUAAGAGGAUCAUUAUGAUGCGUACUACUAAUGAAGUAAAAGACUCCACAAGCGGAGUUAGGAUGCUACCACUCUGCCAUGGGUCCUUUGCUUUCAAUUAGCGAUGAUGGAAGCAGACAAAGCAAGUUAUGGUAGUAUGGACUUGGAUUCGGAUAUUGAGGUUUUAGAUAAUAUUUUAAUUAUCAUUUGCAGCGGAUUUAGAGUAAAGGUGGAUAAUAGAUUUAGAUUUGAAUAUCUAUUUUUUAGAUUUAUUGAAUUUAGCGGAUUUAAAUAUUUGUAGAUAAAUUAAUUUGUAAGAAAAAAUAAAACGUCCAUAAGGACGUUGAUAUGGAAUAACUUCCAAAAGGAAGUUACAAAGUUUUUCAAAUAAAAAACUGCCAUGAGGCAGUUUGUAUUAAAGAAAA
Gossypium raimondii (Peruvian cotton) is the source of this 3028-nucleotide messenger RNA. RefSeq lists its product as uncharacterized. The transcript is spliced from 16 exons. NCBI's taxonomy places the organism in Eukaryota, Viridiplantae, Streptophyta, Magnoliopsida, Malvales, Malvaceae. Bases 376 to 2628 code for a protein of 750 amino acids. Gene Ontology annotation, cellular component: lysosomal membrane; Mon1-Ccz1 complex; late endosome membrane. Gene Ontology annotation, biological process: regulation of autophagy. The record is from RefSeq and is a predicted model, not a curated record.